Ananas comosus (pineapple) is the source of this 1009-nucleotide messenger RNA. Its product is annotated as thiamine phosphate phosphatase-like protein. Gene Ontology annotation, molecular function: phosphatase activity. The coding region runs from base 43 to 894 and encodes 283 amino acids. Lineage: Eukaryota; Viridiplantae; Streptophyta; Magnoliopsida; Poales; Bromeliaceae. The record is from RefSeq and is a predicted model, not a curated record. The transcript is spliced from 4 exons.
ACAUGUAAGUACAUAGUAUUGCAGAUUUGUCUCCUGAUCCAAAUGGCUGCAACUAUCGUCGUGUUCGACUUCGACUACACGAUAAUCGACUGCGACAGCGAUAACUUAGUCGUCGACGAUCUCGGAGGCACCGCGCUCUUCAAUGAGCUUCUCAAAUCCAUGUCAUGGAACUCUGCAGCAGCAAAGAUGAUGAGAGAGCUUCAUUUACAAGGAAGAUCGAUUGACGAGAUUACGCAGAGCCUGCGGAGAGCACCCUUGCCUCGAUCAAUGAUUGCGGCAAUCAAAACUGCCUAUGCUCUUGGGUGUGAGUUGAAGAUAGUUAGUGAUGCCAAUAUGUUCUUCAUUGAGACCAUCCUCAAGCAUCAUGAGCUUAUAGAUUGUUUCUCGGAGAUUAUUACAAAUCCAAGCUAUGUAGAUGAGGAGGGGAAGCUCACCAUUUCGCCUUACCACGACUUCGCCACCCGUACUCACGGUUGCGGUCUCUGCCCUCCAAACCUGUGCAAGGGCAUGAUCAUCGAAAGGAUCCGGUCAUCGGCCUUGGCGGCGGAGGAGAAGAAGAGGCGGCUCAUCUACGUGGGAGAUGGGAAGGGAGACUAUUGCCCUUCACUGAAGCUAAGCGAAAGGGAUUGUUUGAUGCCGCGAAAACACUUCCCCCUGUGGGAGCUUAUUUACAGCGGUAGCACGAAGGCCCUCGUGAUCAAGGCUGAGAUUCACGAGUGGACUGAUGCAGAGGAGCUGGAGAGAGUCCUGCUUCGGCUCAUCGGUGAAUCAGUCUCCUCCGAUGGCCGCUGCGACGCAUCUCGAUUGCUUCCGGCAGACUGCAAGCCGCGUAGAAAUAAUAUGCUGCCAUCCUCCCAUGAUGCUCCAUCAGAGGCCCCUGCUGUUCCUUCCUAAUUUAUCCAUGCUAGCUAGCUGAAGCUUAACAUAAGAACAUCAUGCAGCUCUUGCAUGGAGAGUGUGCAGUGAAACCCAGCAAAUAAUAUUUCAGCAAGACAAGCAAUUACCCAUA